AUGAUAUGGAUGGGCUUCAUCCAAUCAGUUGAAGGUGUUAAGAUGAAAGACCAGGGUUUCCUGGAAAAGGAAUUCUACCACAAGACUAACAUAACCAUGCUAUGUUCUUACCAGUUUACGGUUCCAGUAGCUUCUGCUACAGUAUUGAGGGAUGCUCGUGUGGUGAAGAUGGCCAGAAAACCACGAGCCUCCAGUCCAGGUGGCCGCCACCUACCAACACCAAAGAAAAGAGAAAAAGGAAGACCCCCUCUCAACCCAGGCCCAGAAGCCCUAUCAAGGUUCCCAGGACAACCUGGAAGGCAACAAGAACCCUUCCAGGGAGUUCCAGGAAAAAAAAAAACCUCUCCCUAA
This is a messenger RNA of Callithrix jacchus (white-tufted-ear marmoset), 351 nucleotides long. The record is from RefSeq and is a predicted model, not a curated record. NCBI's taxonomy places the organism in Eukaryota, Metazoa, Chordata, Mammalia, Primates, Cebidae.